Drosophila elegans is the source of this 7622-nucleotide messenger RNA. RefSeq names its product ankycorbin. Gene Ontology annotation, molecular function: protein binding. Gene Ontology annotation, biological process: protein localization to ciliary inversin compartment. The record is from RefSeq and is a predicted model, not a curated record. Gene Ontology annotation, cellular component: ciliary inversin compartment. NCBI's taxonomy places the organism in Eukaryota, Metazoa, Arthropoda, Insecta, Diptera, Drosophilidae. The transcript is spliced from 7 exons. Bases 480 to 5192 code for a protein of 1570 amino acids.
UUAUUGACGAGGAUGUUGCCGCGAAUGUUGCCUUUGCGUUUGCCCGUUGAAAAUUUAAAAGGCGUUCGACUGAAAGCAUCGCACACCGUCACACCCGCUCUCCACACUCCGCACUUCCGUUUCCGCUCAAAAGCACAGAAUGUGUUUACUUUGAACUAGCGAAACUGUCAACGACAACCGCAAACUAUCGGCGGUAAGAAGGACCCGCAUCGUGGAAGCCCUAACCAAGCCAGUUGUGAGCAAACAAAUUAGUGUUUAAUUAUACAUAGGCAGCCGGGCGGGCCAGGGCAACCAGCAAGCAAAUCAUUAAACGAGAAAAAAUGCAUCAAAGCGGCGUAAAAUGAGUGGGAAAUCCAACGGCACCGACAGCCACGACAAAGACCAACAAAAACACAAACACAAACAGAAGCAGCAGCACAAGCACAAAGCUAGGCAGAAAAAGGGACAAAAAACGGGUCAGAUACUAACCGCAUUAGAGGAUGCAGAAGCGUCCGAAAGCGGAUGUGAAGCGCGUGACGGGGCCGCCCAAGCCGCCGCGUCUGAAGGCCGCGAAAAAGCAGUUGCAGUUCGAGAGUCCGCUGCCAGGACGAAGGACACGCGCCAACCAGCCGGACGACCAGUUGCAGAAACAACAACCCCAGCAAAAGGUAGCAGACAAAGUCAUUGCUAUGCCGGCCAGCAGCCAGGAUGCGGACACGGAUUCGGCAGCAGCAGCGGCAGCGGAAGCAGCAGUGGACGUGCCAGAAACAGAGCCAGUUCCAUGGCCAGAUCCACACCCACACCCACGUCCUCGCCCAUCGCCACGAGCAAAUCCCGGCCAGCUCACAGUGUCACAUUCACAGUCCUCCGCCGCAAAAAAGCGUCUCGCCGAAGGCUGCACCAGUCUUAUGUAUGCCUGUCAGCGGGGCGACAUUGUCCAAGUGCUCGCCCAAAUGCGCGAAAAGCCCCAAUUGCUGCGGCAACGGGACCGGAGCCAUCGUAACGCGCUGCACUACUGUGCCGCGCAGGACGUGGAGCAGAGCAAGGACCUCGUGGCGGCCGCCAGCAUCGCGAUCGCAGCCCCCGAGCUGCUGGAGUCGGCGGACGAGGAUGGCUUCACCCCGCUCCACCUGGCCGUCAUCCAGGGCAACCUGGCCAUGGUCAACCUGCUGCUGGCCAACAAGGCGGACGUGAAUGCGGUGGACAACGAAGGCCACUCGGUGGUGCACUGGGCCACUGUAUGCGGUGAAGUGGAGUCCUUGCGAGCGGUCCUGGCCGCAGGAGCCAGUGUGGCCAAGCCGGACGCCAACGGAGGCACUCCGCUGCACUAUGCCGCCCAGAUGUGCGGCGCCAGUCACGACAGCAAGCAGCAGGCCAGUUCCAGUCACAGUUCGCGGCUCUCCUUGGAGAUCCUGGGAAUCCUGCUGUCCCAUCCCCAGAGCAGUGUCGAUGUGCAGGACAAGGACGGGCGGCAGCCGCUGCUGUGGGCCGCCUCUGCGGGAUCGGCCAAGGCAGUGAUGGCCUUGGUCAAGGCGGGUGCCAGGGUGGAGUCGUCAGAUAAAGAUGGCCUCACAGCCUUGCAUUGUGCUGGUUCCAGAGGGCACACCGAGUGCAUUGACACCCUAAUAGGCCUCUGUGGUGCCCCCACGGACCUAAUCGACUCCAAUGGCUGCACUGCUCUGCAUUACGCCGUAACCUUGGGUCAUGCCGAUGCCACAGCCAGAUUGCUGGACCUAGAGGCCGAUCCCAAUCGCCAGGAUCGCAAAGGACGCACUCCAGCCCACUGCGGUUGUUCCAAGGGUCAGUUCGAGACCUUAAAGCUGCUCAAGGAGCGCGGAGCGAAUCUCUGGCUGCGCAAUGCCAAGGGUGAUCUGCCGCUCCACGAGGCCGCAGCCUCUGGGCGAAGGGAGCUUCUGGAGUGGCUGCUCAAUCAGAGGCCCAAGCAGGUGAACACCACCAGCAACGAUGGACGCAGUCUGCUGCACUUGGCGGCGGCCAAUGAUUACACGGACAUGUGCAAGCUGCUGCUGGACUAUGGCGCUGAUGUGAAUGCCGUGUAUCGGAACUCGAGGGGCCUGGUCCUGACCCCACUGGACGGAGCCCUGCAGCGUGGUCACCGCUCGACGGCGAAGUUUCUUCAGGCCAACGGUGGUCAGCCGGCCAACAAGGUGCGAUUGUCGAGCAGACGCUCGGGCAAUCCCUUUCACGAAGCCAAUGCCGCCGAUUUGGUGAGACCCCUGAAAUAUGUGGAGAAGGAGGAAGUGCACGAUCUGCGCAGCUCCAAGAAGUAUGUGGUGUACCUAAAGCGCUCCGAUGCGGAUAAUGGAAAUGGGAAUGGGAAUGGAAAUGGCAAGGAGGAGGAGGAUCCCGAUUGCAGCUGCUCGGAGCAGACUUAUCGCAAGGAGCAGCGCAUGAAGCACGUCUGUCGGCGCCACAACAGGAGGCAACUUCGCAGACGCACCAGCAGUUGUGGCGAGUCCAAGCAUGAGCGCUGCGGCGAGAUUUGCCGCUCCAAAAGUAACAUCGAGAUCAGGCGGCGCAAGUCCCGUGAGCGGUACGCCAGUUCCAGCGAGUGGGAGGAGGAGGCGGAGGACGAGGAGGACUCCUGCGAGAAUUGCUGCUACCACAAGCGGCAAAAGGAUCGGGUGGUUUCCCGCAAACGAUCCACCUCCUCCAGGAAGUCAAAAAACCGAGAGGACAGCGAGGUGGAAGAGGGUAAUCACACGGCCCACUCUUCGCCGGAGAAGAACUCGCGAAAGCCGCUGACAGUGAAUGGGGAGCAAAAAGCUGGUCCUGCCCAGGAGCCAACCACUGCCAGGGAGCAACCUUCAUCCGCCAGCAGGCAUAAGGAGGGCACCUUCAUUAAGUCACCCAACCAAAGCGAGAAGUCCGCCCAAAUGGACAGCCUGCUGGUGGAAGAGUCCCAUGCCGUUGAGCUAACCGACGAGGAACAGGAGGCGGCCAAGUCGGUGGUGACUCAGGUGGAUGUCCAUCACGAUGCCGAGGAGCAGCAGACAUCCAGAUCUUCUGAGGAGGUGCCACUUGUUAAUAAAAAUGAAAACAACAAUGGGGAAAAGCAGCCAGACCAGGAGGCCAAACUACAGCUGAGCGAGGAGGAAACCCAGUUGGUGUCCAAGGAGGUGGAGCAGGUGAUCAAGAUAGCAGCCACUGCAUUGAGCAGCGAGUCGAAGAGUUCCAGUGAGGAAAGGCCCAAGGAUGGUGAGCAGGAGCCUGUGGCGAAAAUCGAAGAGGAUGUGAUGGAGCCCCCUGCCACGCCCCCACCAGCGCCUAAAGAGGAGGUCGCUAAGCCACCGACUGCCGCAGAAAAACCACAGUCGAAUGGCAACACCACCGAAGGGGUUAAGGCUGCGGCUUCAGAGCCAGUAACUGUUGGCAAAAAAGAAGAGCAGGCUGAAGGCAAGCCGAAAUCCAAUACUAACUCCGCUGCCACUCCCACUCCCACUCCCACUCCCAUAUCCACUCCCCCACCCACCGCCCAUUCAGCCACAGAGCCCAAAAAACCGACAACCGCAGCCCCACAGCAGCCAAGCCCUCCAUCAACCCAAACGCCCCGGGCCACGCCCACUCCCCAGCCAGGGCCACCGCAAAGGGAGCAGGAGACGAGGCGCUCCUUCACACUCCUGCCCUCCGAUUCGGCGGACGAUGACCCAGCUUCGCACCCGAAUCCGCACCAGAAUCCGAAUCCGAAUCCAAGUACUGAUGCCCCAGCCUCAGCUUCCGAUGAGCCAGCCACUGAGCGGAAAUCGAGCUUCCAAGUGCUGAAAAGCGACGACUCCCUGGACGAGAACUCAAAGAGACCAGGACGCAAGGUGGACUACGAGGUCGGUAAUCAAGUCUUUCAGGUGGUGGGCGAAGGAGGAGGUCCGGCGGCCCAGUUGCCCAGUGCCUCGGAGUUGGAGCGGAUGGAUGGCUAUGAGUACGAGGAGUACGAUGACGAAUACGAUGAUGAGGACAGGAAUAGCAUCGAUCCGGAGCAUGAUAGUGCCCUGCGUCGUUUUCUCAGCAGCGGAAAUCGACAUGGAGUGGGUAGUUCUGCAGCGGGAGCAGGAGCAGGAGCAGGAGCAGGAGCAGGAGCAGCAGGAUCCAUUGCAGAUGACGCAUCCGAGGGCAUGGGCAAUGGCCGGAAGCGACGCCUCAAAAAGCGCGUGCGCAGCGGCAACAAAACACGCAGCAAUUGGAAAAACAGCCAGGAGUCGCGCGAUGGCGGCAACAUGUCGGCCCUGGCCACCACCAAGGACCAGGACUCGGGCUUCGAGCCCAGUCCGCGGGCGGAGCGCAGCAAGAUACCCACCCUGCGUUCCGCCCACACCGCCCACAUGCCGCGGCGGCCCAUCUACGCCACCCUGGAUGGGCGCUCCUGCAGCAGCCGGAUGGAGAACCGCAAGCCCGGCGACAAGGGAGCCUGCGACAUGGGCGCCGUUACCCGCUCCAUACAGCGCAACAUCCGGAGAUAUUACAUGGAGCGCAAGAUCUUCCAGCAUCUGCUGGAGCUCAAGUCACUGCAGAUUCGUUCCAGCAAGUUGAACGAGGCGGUGCUGGUGAAGCGGGCCGUGGACGACUACCACAAGUCCUGUGUCCUUUUGGGCGGCGAAACGGGCACGCGGCUGAGGCGCUACAACUUCAGCGAGUACACGUUCAAGAACUUCGAGCUCUUCCUCUACGAAACGCUGAAGGGACUGCAGCGACCGGGCACCAACAACUUCCAGAACAUCAACGAGGUGUACGAGGAGGCGGAGCGGCGCCUGAGCCCGGACUACAAUGCCUACGAGAAGGCGCUGCAGUGCACCACCAAGACACACCGCUGCCUUCAUGCUGCCCACGCCUACACGGGAAUCCCCUGCGCCGCUUACAUUCCCAUGAUGAAUCACCACACGAUGCCGAAGUUCGGCUUUGGCGCGUACAAGAAAACCGGCAGUGUCAGCAGCUUCUUCCUGCCCAAGAUCCUGACCAGCGGUCGCGCCUCCAGCGGACGGGCAGGCGGUACGGGCGGCAGUGCGAGCGGCAACCGCUGCAACCACAAGGUGGCACUGGAGUUGUCGCACGGCAAGAACAAACAGCUUAUUUCACUGCCCGCGGAAAAGUUGGACAGCAAUAAACGAUAUUACGUGACGUUCACAGUUAAGGACUCGCCGGGGCCAUCGGCGUACCAGCAGAAGUGUGGCAAUGCCGCUGGCGAUCCGGGCUGUAAGUAGAGCGCGGCGUAUACGUAAUGUGGCAUACAGUCCGUAUACGCCCUGGCCAUUGCCAUCGGGCCAUCGUCACGGGAUCCUGACACAGCCGCCGACCUGCGCCCGCAUCCUCGCUCUGCUUUUUGCUGUUUGUGCUGCUUCUGCUCCUGCUGCUGCUGCUGCUCCAAAUGCAUUAAAACAAUGCCAUCGCAACAUUUUCUCUCGCUGCUGCUGUUUUUGCAAUUGUUGUGGCCACCCGUUGUCCGCGUUGCCUUUUUUUCCAUUUGCUUCCUGUCCUGAUGCUGGAGUAAAUGGCGGUUUAUGCAGGGUGCCUAGCAGACGUAUGCACUUCACCUACACGGUUGGCAAAAUUCAAUUUAUUACUCACAACAAAAUUGCUGGUCACUUGGCUUCUUUUAUUUCAUUAACUAAAGUUCAAAAAACAAAUAUUGGAUAUUGGAUUUAAAGAUGUUUAAAUUGCAAAAUCUGCAAAAUCUUUUGCAAAAAUGGUCCUUGGAAAAAAGCAAUAAGUUCUAUAACCAAUAUUUGACAAACGUAUUUUAAUUUUAAAACUUAGUUUUUCAAUUCAAAAAUUUACAUCUUAUAACUGAGUUUUCAAAUAAAAACAUACAUAUUUUGCAUUUAAAAAAAUAUUAUAUUAUUUGAUUUUAAAAUUGCUGCUUCUGAGCCACACAGUAUUUUAAGUUAAAGCGUUUGUAUUUUGGUGAGUUUCCUCAAAGUGAGUUUAUUGCCCCAGGGCUAGGGUAUUUCAAAGUCGACUUCGUACCCCUUGGCUCUGCUGUUGUUUCUGCUGCACUUUAAGAUGGCCAACUGCUGAUAAUGGAUGAUGGCUCUGCUCUGCGGCUGUCAGUUGAAGUUGUCACGCUGGCAGCGAUGCAGGCAGCAGCAGCAGCAGCAGGAGCAGAAACUGCUAAGGCAACGGCAGCUUAAAUUAUGUGUUCCUCCAACCCCGAGCAGUUGUUCACCGCUCAGUGUUCAGUUGUUCAGUUGUUCAGCUCCGCACUGUGUUGUUCGCCUGUUUCGUAUUCUUUUUUGCCGUCUAUUUGUUUGGUUGUUUGUUUGUCCGUUGGCGCUGCCGCUGCGCUUUUAUUUCAGUUUUUCAUUAUCAUUUUUUGUCGCAGUCGCUGGGUUUCGUCGGGUUGGGCUGGCUGCUUGGCAUGCUCCUAAUGCCGCAGAUAAGCGUUGUUAUUAACGCUCGGCUUACCAGGACUAGGGGACAGGCGUGAGGACAUGCCGCCCAUCGUCGCUUUUGUCCAUGGAUAAAAGGAGAAGGAGAAUGGGGAGCAGCAGGAGCAGGAGCAAAAGCAACAGCAGAAGCUAAAGCAGAUUCAGGUUCAGAAUCAGAAUCAGAAUCAGCGAAUGAAUAAAUGUAAAAUAUGUACCGUGCAUUUCUUUGGCAUUUCAACAUUUUUACUUUAUUUGCAAUUUUAUUUACUUGUCUGCUCGUUCGCGCCCCUAUCCCCCCGCUGCCCCUUUUCCCUUUCAUACCAUCCCAUUCAAGCCGUUGUUUGUUUGUUUGCUUACUUCGCACUGAGUGCAUUGUAAAUGGAGAAUAAUUGCAUUGCAUACAAAAAGCGUCGCGAUUUUUAAAUUGUAUAAGCGAGCAGCAGCGGCAGGAGCAGCAGUACUGCAACAGCAACAGAAGCAGCAGCAGGAUACACACAGCAUCCGCCGUAAAAUGAUUUCUUUAAAUAUCAACUUAUAAGAGCCGGAGUGCAUAAUAAAUUCAGCAUUUUAAGAGUUCUCGUUCCGCGUAGACCUAAGGCAGCUGUUGCAAAAUAAACGUUGAAAAUGUCUAAAUUGAAGUAUGCAUUUCGCACACACGAAAAACGGGAACACACACACACACAGUCACACGUGGCUGUAUUCAAAACAAUGGAACCACUCCCACUCACCCACACACACACACUCACGCACACACAUCGUUUCCGCCCACAUGUCCUUGGCAUAGAUGCGAAAAGCGGGCUGAUUGCUCGCUUCGCAGGCGCCGGUAUCAUUAUUUUAGCAUCUGCUGAAACGACGACUGCUGACAAAAGGAACAGGCUGGCAAAAAGGAAAACAUUUUUACGGCAUUCUCGGCAUUUUGGAAGCCACCUCGCAACCCUAUACCCAUACGCAUCCUCCUCCUCCUUCACAUCGUUUUUGGAGCUGUGGAGCUGUGCCGCGACGAUGGUAUUCUUAUGUCUGCCAAGAAUGUCAGAUGUGGAGAAGUGGUUUUCUCAGCUGCAGCUGUCAGCCAAUAAUCACCGGGCUCAAUCGUAGCCCUUAUGAGUUUCGCCAGGGCAACCAUUCGGCCAUCCGACUGCUAAUUGAAUUCGAAACUGGCCUUUUCAGUGGCCAUUUUCCGUUUCCUAGACAUUCAGCCAUAAGCUGUGGGACAAGUAAUUUACAAGAGAAACGGUUAAAAUAGGCCUUUGAAAAAUAUUAGAAUUU